AGUUGCGCAACAGGCGGGCGGGGAGGGGAGGGACUGGCGGCCCCGACGGCGAUUGGGGCCAUCUGAACAGCGCUGCAGGGCAAGACGGGCUCUUCCUUCCUCGCCUCGCCUCGGCCGAUUGACAUUUCCCAAAGAUGGCGGCUGUUGGUUUAAUCUCAUCCUGCACUCGUCCCUUUGUGCCUUUACUUAGGCCAGGAGUUCCAAAGAUGAGCUCAUCCCAAUUGCACACCACUGCCGGACGUGCUUCCAGGGAUUAUUACGAAGCGCUGGUGCUAGGCGGGGGAACCGGUGGGAUCACCAUGAGCGCCCGCAUGAAGCGGAAAGUGGGAGCUGGAAACGUGGCUGUUGUAGAGCCACAAGAGAAACACUAUUAUCAGCCACUAUGGACUUUGGUUGGGGCGGGGGCAAAGCAGCUGGCCACAUCUUCACGCACGACAGCAAGUGUAAUUCCUUCUGGUGUCAGGUGGAUCCAGUCCCGAGUUCAAAAACUGGAUCCAGACAACAGCUGUGUAUACUUGGAGAACAACCAAAAGAUCUCUUACAAGUAUUUGAUCAUUGCUCUUGGACUCCAGCUGCAGUAUGAAAAGAUCAAGGGCUUGCCUGAAGGUUUUAAAUACCCUAAAAUAGGUUCCAAUUAUUCCAUUCACACAGUAGAGAAAACAUGGAAAGCAUUGCAAAACUUCGAGGAAGGAAAUGCCAUUUUCACCUUUCCAAACACUCCGGUGAAAUGUGCAGGCGCACCUCAAAAGAUCAUGUACCUGUCAGAGGCAUACUUCAGAAAGACCGAAAAACGAUCCAAAGCCAACAUAAUCUUCAACACGGCACUUGGUGUAAUAUUUGGUGUGCAGAAAUAUGCUGACUCUCUGCUCGAAAUAAUCAAAUCAAGGAACAUUACAGUUAACUACCGACACAACCUCGUAGAGGUUCGAGCUGAUAAACAGGAAGCUGUCUUUGAGAACCUGGACAAACCUGGAGUAACAGAAGUAUAUCAGUAUGGAAUGCUGCACGUUACACCACCCAUGGGACCCCCCGAUGUGCUCCUGAAUAGCCCAGUUUCUGAUGCUGCUGGCUGGGUUGAUGUAGACAAGGAGACGCUACAACAUAAAAAAUAUCCAAAUGUGUUUGGUAUUGGAGAUUGCACUAACCUUCCUACCUCGAAGACAGCUGCAGCUAUAGCUGCCCAGUCUGGAGUACUUGAUAAAACCAUUUCUUCCAUAAUGAAGGGCAAAACCCCAAUGAAAAAGUAUGAUGGCUACACGUCCUGUCCACUGGUAACAAACUAUAACAGAGCGAUCCUCGCAGAGUUUGACUACAAUGCGCAGCCUUUAGAAACGUUCCCCAUUGACCAGAGCAAAGAGCGACUGACCAGUUUUCACAUGAAAGCUCACAUGAUGCCUCUUCUUUACUGGCACGGGCUACUGAAGGGAUUCUGGGGAGGUCCUGCUCCAAUAAGGAAACUGGUACACCUGGGGUUGAAGUAAAGAGUCACUUUCUCCUGUAUCAACAACCAACCAAUCCAUCAUAUUUUAAUAAGCACCACAGCUUUCAGAAAGCAAUCUGGAAGAUAUUCACCUGCACUUUCCAUAUAAAUAAAAUCCAGUUUAUCUGCAA
This is a messenger RNA of Heteronotia binoei (common prickly gecko), 1611 nucleotides long. RefSeq names its product sulfide quinone oxidoreductase (gene SQOR). Gene Ontology annotation, molecular function: sulfide:quinone oxidoreductase activity; FAD binding. The transcript has 10 exons. Lineage: Eukaryota; Metazoa; Chordata; Lepidosauria; Squamata; Gekkonidae. The record is from RefSeq and is a predicted model, not a curated record. Bases 135 to 1481 code for a protein of 448 amino acids. Gene Ontology annotation, cellular component: mitochondrion.